AUGGCCAGUGAUAAGAGCCAACUCUACGAGCACCCGCUAGCAAGAGAGAAUCUCCAAACGCUCAAGGCCCUCCAAACCGAAGGCCAGACCAUGACAGGCUUCUUCAAAUGGGGCUUUAUCAUCUACCGAUGCGACUACUCAGAUGAUGCCCUCUUCGACAGGUUUGUGGCCUACUUGCGGGACCAGGCUGAGGAUUACCACCGCCUUAGCCACCAGGACCGUACCACGGGUCUCUACCUCCAAUGGACUGUCGUGCAAGACCGCAAGGCCCUCGACGGGGCCACAAAGGACCAAGCACGGCAGCGCUUCGUGGAGUGGCGCGACGGCCUGUCGGUUGGGCGUGACGGGCCUGGCGCGGAUCACCGCGUCACACCAUACCUCCCGCGCUUCGAGUACUGCGUGCACGUCGGCAGGGACAGCCUCGACAGCCUUAUUGCGCACGAGGAGGCGCCGCAGGCCGGGAAGAGCAAGUGCGCAGUGACCCCGGUGUUCUUUGCUGUCGUGCGGGCCGCGCAGAGGCCGGCUGGGUUGCCUGAGGGCUAUGACGACCCCAAGGAGGGGGACGAGGGGGAUGACUACAUCGAUGACUCUGCGACUAAACCGCCUGCCAUCGAGGGCUGCACGGAUCAGGGCGUUGGGUGGAUGUAUGUGGCUGCUGACGACUGGGUUGAGCUUUAUGAGGAGCUGCAUGUUGACCAGGCUUGGUACAUCCUUUAUAGACGGCCUCCAGGAGUGGUCAAGGUCUGA
Diaporthe batatas is the source of this 747-nucleotide messenger RNA. RefSeq lists its product as uncharacterized. Lineage: Eukaryota; Fungi; Ascomycota; Sordariomycetes; Diaporthales; Diaporthaceae. The coding region runs from base 1 to 747 and encodes 248 amino acids. The transcript is spliced from 2 exons. The record is from RefSeq and is a predicted model, not a curated record.